Molecule: messenger RNA, 766 nt
Organism: Petromyzon marinus (sea lamprey)
Lineage: Eukaryota; Metazoa; Chordata; Hyperoartia; Petromyzontiformes; Petromyzontidae
Source: RefSeq, a predicted model, not a curated record
CUGAAAGCCGAAAGUGGGAAGCAUGCGUCGGCCCACUGGCAAAGUGGUCGGCAUCAUCAAGCGGAACUCGAGGCCGCUGUGCGGCAUGCUCAUGCCCAGCCCAAUCAAGGAGGCCACCCGCCACCUGUUCACGCCCGCGGACCGCCGCAUGCCACGAGUGCGGGUGGAGACAAGACAAGCAGCGUCCCUGCAGGCCCACCGCAUCGUGGUGGCCAUCGAUGGCUGCUGCGACACUCCUGCUACCCGAACGGCCAUUUUGUGCGCUCUCUGGGCGAAUGUGGGGAUAAAGAGACGGAGACAGAGGUGCUGCUGCUGGAGCACGACGUGCCACACCAGCCCUUCAGCCAGGCCGUACUUGCAUGCCUGCCCCCUCCCACGUUCAGCAUCACAGCAGAGGACCAGGCUGGCAGGGAGGACCUCCGUGCGUUGUCCAUCUGCAGUGUGGAUCCUCCAGGCUGCACAGACAUCGACGAUGCCCUACACUGCAAACCGCUCGACAAUGGGAACACCGAGGUUGGGGUACACAUCGCCGAUGUGAGCUACUUUAUCCGGCCGGGGAAUGCCUUGGAUGAGGAGGCAUCUCUGCGUGGUACCACAGUUUACCUGUGUGAGAAGAGGAUUGAUAUGGUGCCAGAGUUAUUGAGCUCAAACCUGUGUUCCUUGAGAUCCAACGUCGACCGGCUGGCGUUCUCGUGCAUAUGGGAGAUGACUCCAAAGGCUGAGAUCGUGAGCACACGUUUUUACCAAGAGCAUCAUCAAUUCCAAG